GGGAGAACUACGAUUCCCAGAAGACCUUGCGCACCUUCUAGCUAAGGGAUGGUCGGACUGUGGCCAGGAAUAGAAGGCCGAGGAGCUGGCAGAGGAUGCGCAGGCGCAGAACUCUUUCCUGCCCUCCCACCCAAGGACGCCAGCCUACAUCUCCCAGAAAGCUUUGCACAUCCAAAAAGAGCUUUAGAGUCCCUUUCAGCCGGGAGAGUGGAGCCGCUGCCGUCUUUCGUCACUUCCACUCCCGCGGCUCCUCCCUCCGUCGGCGGAACUCAGCUCGGGGUCCCUGUGUCCCGGGCUGCCGUGAGUGGGGGCGGGAGCGCGGCCGGCCGAGGCCGCGCCGAAGGGAAAGGGGGACAUUGGUAAGCCUCGGGCCGGUGGAGCGGGAGGCCGCCAGCGCGGAGCGGGCCGCGCCUGCGCAGUGGCUUCUGGGCGCUGGGCCUAGGCCCGCCCCGCCCCCUCCGCGGGCCCGCCCUCUCAUUGGUCCCCCUAGCAGGGCCCGGCGCGGGAGCCAAUCAGCGUCGGAAGAGGAGGACGUCAUGGCCCCCAUCUCACACCUGAGAGGCAAGUCUCGCCAGGGCUCCGUGAACUUCCAGGACGUGGCCGUGAACUUCACGGCUGAGGAGUGGGGGCACCUGCGCCCGGCCCAGAAGGAGUUGUACCGGGAGGUGAUGCUGGAGAUCUACGGGCACCUGGUGUGCCUGGGACUUGCGACAUCCAAACCCGAGGUGAUCCAGCAGCUGGAACAAGGGCAAGCUCCCUGGAGGCCCGGGGAAGGCACCUCCCGAAGCAGCCCUGCCGAUUGGGAAACUAGACUUGAAAACAAAGAGUUGGGUUCAACGCUGGGCAUAUUUAUGGAAGAAUCUUCCCGGAGAAAACUCAGAGUGGAGAGUCCUUGUGUCUUAAACUUGAAAGAACCUUGGGAUUGUGAUUCCAAUCUAAAGAAUCUACAAAAUCGUGAGAAACCUCGCAGAGUAAAAAUCAUCUAUAGGAAAUGUCCCAGUAAAGUGAAAAGUCGUGAAUAUAAUAAGAAUGGCAGAAAUUCUGAUGUAGAAUCAAAACUUUCAGAAUCGAUCAUUCCUGAGGAUAAGAAGAAUGGGAAAUCACUUAGUAAUCGUUCAGAACGUAUUAAUAACCAUAGAUUACAGACUGAAGAGAAACCUUAUGCAUGUAAUGAAUGUGGGAAAACUUUCCUUUGGUCAACAGAACUUAGCCACCAUCAAAAAAUUCAUACUGAAGAGAAACCUUUUGAAUGCAAAGGUUGUGGGAAGGCCUUCCGCUGGAAUUCACAACUCAUUCUACAUGAGGGAAUCCAUAGUGGAGAGAAACCUUUUGAAUGUGAAGAAUGUGGAAAGGCCUUUCGUCUGAGGUCACAGCUUACGUUACACCAGCGAAUCCACACUGGAGAGAAACCUUUUGAAUGCAACAAAUGUGGGAAAGCAUACAGGCUGAGCUCACAACUUACUCUACACCAGAGAAUUCAUACAGGAGAGAAACCUUAUAAAUGUAAAGUAUGUGGGAAGGCAUUUCACCUGAGUGGACGGCUUACAGUACACCAGAGAAUUCAUACUGGAGAGAAACCUUAUGGGUGUAAUGAAUGUGGAAAGGCCUUCCUCAUGAGGUCACAGCUUAUUGCACACCAGAGAAUUCACACUGGAGAGAAACCUUAUGAGUGCAACGAAUGUGGGAAAGUCUUUCGCCUGAGUGGACAACUUACUGUACACCAAAGAAUUCAUACUGGAGAGAAACCUUGUGAAUGUAAAGAAUGUGGGAAGUCCUUCCGUCUUCAGUCACAGCUUACCGUCCACCAGAGAAUCCACACUGGGGAGAAACCUUAUGAAUGUAAUGAAUGUGGGAGAGCCUUCCGCCGGAACUUAGAACUUACUUUACACCAGAUCCUUCAUACUGGAGAAAAACCUUUUAAAUGUGAUGAAUGUGGAAAGGCCUUUGGCCACAGGACAAAACUUACUGUCCAUCAGAGAAUUCACACUGGAGAGAAACGUUAUGAGUGUAAUGAAUGUGGGAAGGCCUUUUACCAGAGUGGACAGCUUAUUUUACACCAGAGAAUUCAUACUGGAGAGAAACCUUGUGAAUGUAAAGAAUGUGGGAAGGCCUUCCGGCUGCAGUCACAGCUUACCGUCCACCAGAGAAUCCACACUGGGGAGAAACCUUUUGAAUGUAACGAGUGUGGGAAGUGCUUUCAGUGGAGGUCUCUAAUUAUAGUGCAUCAGAGAAUUCAUACUGGAGAGAAGCCUUUUGAAUGUAAUGAAUGUGGAAAAGCCUUCCGCCUCCAGUCACAGCUUACUUCACACCAGAGAAUUCAUACCGGAGAAAAACCGUAUGAGUGUAAUGAAUGUGGAAAGGACUUUCAGUGGAGGUCUCUGCUCGCAGUCCAUCAGAGAAUUCAUACAGGAGAGAAACCUUUUAAAUGUAAUGAAUGUGGGAAAGCCUUCCGCCUCAGUGGUCAGCUUACUUCACACCAGAAAGUUCAUACAGGAAAGGAUCCUUAUGAAUGUAAUGAAUGUGGAAAGACCUUUUGCAGGAGAUCUCAUCUCAUUGGACAUAAGAGAUAUCAUAGUAGAGAAAAACUUUAUGAAAAUGAUGGAUGGGAAAGGCCCUUUGAUGUAGUAUAGGACUUAACUGAUCAGAGAAUUCAUAUUGGAAAGAAAACUUUUGGAUAUAAUUAAUGUGGAAAGACUAUUUUGUAUGAGCUUCUUAGCUUUGUGUCACUAUCAGGUAAUUCAUACAAGAAAGGAUUGUAAUGAGUGUGAGAAGUCCUUCUACUGGAGAGCCCAUAUUGUUGUAUAUCAAAGAAUCUAUAAUGAAGAAACCAUAAAAAUGAAUGUGAGGAAGACUUAGAACACAAACUUUUCUCACCAAUAAAUGAUACAUAGAAAUAAAUGUGGGAAGACUUUCCACCUAAAAAGAUAGCUUGCUGGCUAUCCGAGAACUAUAUUUCAUCAAAAACUUAGAAGAGUAAUAUGCAUACACCUUUUUUUGAACAUGAUGUUUACUGGACAUCAGAGAAUUCAUUCUGGAGAUAAACUUUACAGAUGGGAUAAAUGUGGGAUUGUGCCUUCCUUUGGAACACAUAGUUUAAUCAUCAAAGAAAAGAAAUUGGUAAUAAUGAAGGGGAAAAUAUCUUUCAGUAUAUCCACCCUACUCAGGCUUUUCAUACAUAUGAAAAAAACCACAUGAAUAAUGAAUAUAAAACAUCCUUCAGCCAGUAUAUCAGUUUAAAACGUGAGCAGUCCUAUAAUCUGUCAGCUUCCAGGAAUGAGAAGGCAAUAGUCCUUUUACAUUGUGCCCUGAUAGGACGAGAUGUGGGGUAUUGGCUCCUGCUUGGGGCAUAACAAUUUAAGAAGGGUGGUGAAAAAUAUUUGAAAUACAGCAAUCUGAUCCUAAGCCAAUACUUGAAUGAGACGCAUAAAAAGGUGAGAGUGGUUAACAUGGAGAAGAGAAGAUUUGUAGCAUGUUAGCUCUAUAGAAGAGAGAUUGCAUUUGUUCUAUUUAACUCCAGAGGGACA
Sarcophilus harrisii (Tasmanian devil) is the source of this 3524-nucleotide messenger RNA. RefSeq names its product zinc finger protein 345. Gene Ontology annotation, biological process: negative regulation of transcription by RNA polymerase II. The transcript has 4 exons. The record is from RefSeq and is a predicted model, not a curated record. Bases 96 to 2630 code for a protein of 844 amino acids. NCBI's taxonomy places the organism in Eukaryota, Metazoa, Chordata, Mammalia, Dasyuromorphia, Dasyuridae. Gene Ontology annotation, molecular function: DNA-binding transcription repressor activity, RNA polymerase II-specific.